Messenger RNA from Coccinella septempunctata (seven-spotted ladybird), 3845 nucleotides. RefSeq lists its product as uncharacterized. NCBI's taxonomy places the organism in Eukaryota, Metazoa, Arthropoda, Insecta, Coleoptera, Coccinellidae. The record is from RefSeq and is a predicted model, not a curated record. Bases 270 to 2759 code for a protein of 829 amino acids. The transcript is spliced from 9 exons.
AAGAAGCUCCUCGAAUUCGUGUCAUUUCUCUUUGGCGGCAAUCCUACCAUCGCGAUACCAUCACCUUCGACCACGACAACGUUCUUCUGGUGAAGAGUUGGAGCGUCUGGCCUGGAUUUCGAACGGCAGUCAUCAUUUCUUCGUUCAACAGUCGAAACCGUACACCGUGUGGUCCGACAGUUCCAGAGUAACAGCGGUGAAGUGUGAACAUUGUGGCCACCUGCAGAACGCCGUUAACUGUUUUUCCCCGAUAGAAAAGACUUUCCGCGAUGCUCUUCCGUCGCAAGUGCCGCGUUUCGAGACUGACGGAAUGGUGUUCGUAUUUAUUUUUUUACGCCGCUUUUGGACUACUAUCCUCGGAUUCGGUUUUCGCGUCAGAAUGUCGUUUUCCUGGCGCGCCGGCGCACUCAUCCAUCACAUUCUCAGAUGAAAAUUUGGGUCCUGAGACAGUUGCUACGUAUGCAUGCGAAAGAGGAUUCGAGCUGCUGGGUCCUUCCAGGCGUGUGUGUCAAAAUGGCGAAUGGUUACCGGAAGGAAUUCCAUUUUGUGUUUUGAACGUUGCGGCUGGAAAAGCCCCAAUGCAGACAAGCACAGAAGGGGGAGGCAUACCGCAGAAAGCCAUCGAUGGUAGCACAAGUGGUUUCUUCAAUGCUGAAACGUGUACCUUGACGAAACCAGAAAAAACACCUUGGUGGUACGUCAAUCUUUUGGAACCCUACAUGGUGCAACUUGUUAGAUUGGAUUUCGGGAAAGAAUGUUGUGGAGGAAACAACCCCGCAACCAUCGUGAUUCGCGUUGGCAACAACCGUCCAGAUCUAGGCACCAACCCCAUAUGCAACCGUUUCACGGGCUUCCUAGAAGUGGGACAACCCCUAUUCCUGCCGUGCAACCCCCCCAUGCCGGGCGCCUUCGUCAGCGUCCACCUGGAAACGCCGACCACCAGCCAACUAUCAAUUUGCGAGGCCUUCGUCUACACCGACCAAGCCCUCCCGAUCGAAAGGUGCCCCCAGUUCAGGGACCAGCCUCCCGGUAGCACAGCCACCUACAACGGAAAAUGUUACAUCUUCUACAACCGGCAGCCACUGAAGUUCCGCGAGGCCCUGAAUUUCUGCAAGUCCCGUGGGGGCACGUUGGUGGAUGAGAGCAAUCCUGCUUUGCAGGGCUUCAUCAGCUGGGAGCUGUGGAGGAGGCACAGGAGUGACGCCAGCGGGCAGUACUGGAUGGGGGCGGUGAGGAACAAGAAAUUGGGUAGUUGGCAGUGGCUGAAAGGGGACGAUGUCACUGUGUCGUUCUGGAAUACGCCAAUAGAGAAUGGGGACUGCGCUCGGUAUGACGGUACCAAGGGGUGGCUGUGGUCAGAUACGGACUGUAACAUGCAUUUGAACUACAUCUGCCAGCACCAACCAAAAGCUUGUGGACGUCCAGAACAGCCACCAAACUCGACCAUGCUAGCUGAGAAUUUCGACGUUGGUACGACAAUCGAAUAUGAAUGUGACAAAGAGCACAUUCUCGUUGGAAGGAAAACGAGGACGUGCCUCGAUACUGGUUUCUACGACGCCUUUCCACCUACUUGUAGACAAAUUCAGUGUGGUUACCCAGCCAAUAUCGCGAACGGAGAGUAUACUUUGGUCAACGAUAGUGUGGGUUAUCUAAGCAGAGUUGUGUAUAAAUGUGAUGAGGGCUUUAGACUUGUGCAUAGAGCUGAGCUUAUCUGUGACGUAGAUGCUCGAUGGAAUGGUCCACCACCAAGAUGCGAGAUAAUCGAAUGCAACGGCUCCAUAGAAAUCGAAAAUGGCUUCUACGAGCUCGUCAACAACAAUGAAACAGUUUUUGGAACACAGGUCCGAUACUCUUGUAAACCCGGCUACAAGCUCGUUGGACCAAGACAGAUUACUUGCCUGGCUAAUGAGCAAUAUGAUGCGCUUCCACCUACUUGCCAAGAAGAUGGAACAACUCUAUUACCUACAACACCCACACGGCCUGCCACGAAAACUACCAAACCAUCGACUUCAAGAAGAAGAACACAUCCACCACGUCCGACAACCAUUCGCGCAGACAUGGAUAUCUUGAAGAUAAGCAGGACCACCAGAAGAACCACGCCUAGGACUACUUCAGCGCAAUCAACAACGUCCACCACCACCCAAUUUCCUCAAUUAGUCGUGGCUGUGCAUCCCCAAGACAACGAAAUAGCAGGAAGCUCGAACAUACAACGGGGGGAGGCUCCAAAUGUUAAUAUUCCACUCUCCGUUGACGGAGAACGAAGAGAACCACUUGGAGCCAAGCUGAAUCUUGGCGCUGUCAUUGCGUUGGGCGCAUUCGGGGCUUUCAUAUUUUUGGCAGCAAUCAUCACAACCAUCAUUAUUCUGGUGAAAAGAAACCACAGUGCCAAACAUUACAGACACCGUACCUCCCCUGACUGCAACACAGUAGCCUCUUUCGACUCCUCCAGUUCGGAAUCUAGGAACGGUUUGAACAGGUACUACCGACAAGCGUGGGAGAACUUACACGAAUCUGCCGGCAGUAAAUCGGGGCUGAACGCGGGCAGCUCUUCAACCCACUCCCCCCAAAGAAGAAAGGAGAGUAUGGACGAUCAGUUCAGGAACUCCGAGAGACAGAAGGACGGCUCUGAAUUGGCAGCGAACGAACUAUUCAACGGCAGUAAGAGUUCGGAGAAGAAGAGGCAUCAUCAUCAUCAUCACCAUCACCAAAGCGGAAAGGACCCAAGGCCACCACCUAGCAGAGACCACAGGCGCUACUGACAACCCAGUAUGGUGGUCACUGUUGAGUUCGUCCAAUGAAACUAUUUAUUUAUGCGAAUGAACGUAUUGGGGUUUAUAUGACGAUUAAUUUUCGACAAAUAUCCUGGAAGAUUAUUGAUUCCAAUAGGAGCUGUUCUUAUUCAAUCAAUAACUUCAAAGACGAAUUUUAAGGAUUCUACGUACCGAUAAGUCAUUUACAUAACCCCAGGAUGUAGGAAUCUGAUCAUUAAAAAUAUUUAUUUCAUAGCAAAAAAUUCAAAGGACCUCCAGAACUGCAAUCUAAGAUCCUUCAAAAUACGCAUUGGAAUUUCCACUCUUGAAAAUUCACCACAAAAGUUACUUGAAGUAUAACAUAUAAAAAGAAUAUUGUCAAGUUCUGUCUAAUACAAUUAUUAGGCUUAUAUGUAUAUUCAUUAUUGCGAACUAUGUAGUAUAUCUUUUUGAAUGUUUUACUCUUAUCACAAACUUUUUGACUGAUAUUGUGGUGAUAGUGUUUUCGGUGAGCUUUUCCAAUUCAUCAUCAAUAAAUACACCGUAUUUCGGAGGAUCAGAAGUUUGAUCAUAUCAUUUAUUUAUUAACAUUGAAAAGAUCAUUUUUGGUUGUCACAGAUAUUUUCGCUAAACUGCUCAUGUUAUACGUACGAUUUUUUAAUAGCUUAAGGUGAAAACUUAGGGAAGGUAACCAGGUUAUAGUGCCAUGCAAUUAGGCAUCAUGAACUGCUAUUAUUGGAGGCUAAUUGUUCAGAUGAAAUUAUGCAAUUCAGUUGUUGAUACGACCUGAAUGAAAGAGAUUCUGAAAAAAUUACGGAUAUUCUUGUGACUCAGCAACUGAAGAAACUUGGUGGAUAUUCUAGAGUAUGACUCAAUCAUUCAAGUUUCUCCUUAUUCUAUAAUGAUAUUUAUUCGGAUUUCAUCUGAUCGAUUGCUCUACAUUAUUCAAACUGAAUAAUAUAUAAACAGAAUUGUAUUAUAGUAUAUAUUAUGAAUUAUUCUUUAGUUUGUAUAAUAAAAGAAUUUGAGUAUUUGGAAAGAAAUGAUAAUUAGAUAUAUGUAAUUAAAUGAAAAUAUAUUUUUGUUGCCUAAAAA